UCCUUGCGCACGGGCUGGGCUGGGCUGGGCUGGGACCCAGGUGUCCGGGACGGCCCCGCCCCGCUGCGCUCCCCACCCGCCCCCGACUCAAGAGCCCCGCACCGGCGCCGCCAUCUUCAGCAGCCGGGGGAAGGCCCAGCGCAGGGACCUUCCGACCCCGCCCCUCCCCUCCCCUCCCGGACGCCUGGGUCCCGAGUCCGGCCUCUGGGGGCGCUCGCUGCACCUGGUCCCCGGCCGGCAGGAGCCCGUAAGGGGGCAGCCCGGUCCCCGCCCCUGGGCUGUGCGUGGGGAUCCGCUGUGCCGUGGGGAGCUGGGAGCAGGGCAGGUGGGUGGUGACUGUUGCUAGGCUGUGUGAGGUUGGUGUGUGUAUUUGAGGAGAUCCCCCCCAGGCUGGGUCUGGGGUGUGGGUCUGAGUGGUACAGGAAGGCUGUGUGAUGUGAGUGGUUUACAGAUCACAACGUGACUGUGGAGUGUGUGUGUGUCACAGUAAGACAAGGGUCUGGCUGUGUGAUGUUGGUGUGUGUGUUACUUCCAGGGGAUCACAGCCUGGGGUGUGUUUCAGGCGCUCACACCCAUGUCCCUUCCCAGCGCCCCGGGGAGGGCAGGUGCCCCAUAAGAUGCCAUGUUCUGGCCUCGGUGCUGGCACUGAAGCAGCUGCCCCUGCCCCCCGUUCAUUGGGCCGGGCCCUGCACACCUCAGGUGCCCCCCCAGCCGGUCACAACAAAUGGUCCAAGGAGAAGCACAUCAAGGGCCUGCGGGACGCCGAGCGCAGCCGGCUCUUCCAGAAGCUCGCCAUGCUGCUGCACUUUACCCGCAAAGCAGGGGGACCCAACCCUGAUUUCAACACCAACCUGGCCAACCUCACUGAGCAGUGCCGGAGCAUGGGCUCAUGGCUGCAGCCUUUUUGAAUUCUCUGGGUCAGACCAGACCAUGCCGAGGUGUUACAGGGAAAAAUGAAAACCAUCGUAAACCUAUAUGUUCCCCCUUCACAGGACGCAGGAUCUUGUACCUGGUAUCAGCGUCUAUCGCUGUGGAAGCAGCUGGUGAUGUUGGUCUCAUCCUCCUUCCAGUGUAGUGCAAGGAAAGAGGACAGAGACAGAUAGGUGUUCCAAAACAAUA
Chelonia mydas (Green sea turtle) is the source of this 1119-nucleotide messenger RNA. Its product is annotated as translational activator of cytochrome c oxidase 1-like. Lineage: Eukaryota; Metazoa; Chordata; Testudines; Cheloniidae. The transcript has 2 exons. The record is from RefSeq and is a predicted model, not a curated record. Bases 618 to 908 code for a protein of 96 amino acids. Gene Ontology annotation, cellular component: mitochondrion.